CCUUUCCUCCCGCUUCCAUCCCCGACAAUUACAACCUCCACAUUCCCCGAUUCCGUCUCAAUUCCAACUCCAACAACACUCCUUAUCGUAACCAAACUACACCAACUCUCUCGCAUUACCAAAGCUAUCUGCAGUUCAUCAUCAUGGAUCGCAUUAAGGAGAAAAUGAACCAGCUCCGUCUGGAGGCCGACGACAACGCCGCCAAGGUAGAGGAGCUUCAGGCCAAGGUCAAGUCGCUGGAGCAGGAGAACCUGUCCAAGGAGCAGGAAAUCACCUCCCUGCAGCACAAGAACGGCCUGCUUGAGGGCGAGGUCGAGAAGCUUGAGACUGCAGUUAAGGACUUCAAGAAGGCUGCCGACGAGAGCACCAGUACUGGCACACAAAACGAAACUCUUCAGCGCAGACUCCAGCUCCUCGAGGAGGAAGCCGAGGAGGCGGACAAGACCCUUCGCGAAGCCAACGAGAAGCUCCGACAGACCGACGUCAAGGCCGGCCACUUCGAGCGCAAGGUCCAGGCUCUCGAGGCGGAGCGAGACCAGUGGGAGUCCAAGUACGAGGAGAUGGCCAAGAAGUACACGACGGUCCAGAAGGAACUCGAGGAUUUCCAGAACGAGAUUGGCAACAUCUGAGAAUGUUCUUUUUGGGGGCGACAUUUUGUGCAAGGCUUUUUUCUUCAUGAUAGAUCCCUGGCCUGGAACACUGUGUCGGCGACCAGCUCAAGAAGCUAUCCCAAUAUUGGUGGAUUGCAAACUACGGGACGGUUCGCGACCGAGUUGUAGCAGCCUUGGUUUUACUCCUUUUCUGUAACCCCGUCAACAAAGAGUUUUGUUUUGCCUGAAAUGCGUCUGUCCUUUAUCUGCACAGACGUGAAGGCGACUACACAAAAACGACUCAGACCACGCUGGGCGUGAGGCAACCCCUAUGCAGCAGUUGCAGGGGCAAUCAAUGCAAGACAUUAUACCCUCCCAUC
Colletotrichum destructivum is the source of this 970-nucleotide messenger RNA. Its product is annotated as Putative tropomyosin. Lineage: Eukaryota; Fungi; Ascomycota; Sordariomycetes; Glomerellales; Glomerellaceae. The record is from RefSeq and is a predicted model, not a curated record. Gene Ontology annotation, biological process: actin filament organization; mitotic cytokinesis. The coding region runs from base 144 to 629 and encodes 161 amino acids. Gene Ontology annotation, cellular component: actomyosin contractile ring; actin filament. The transcript is spliced from 3 exons. Gene Ontology annotation, molecular function: actin filament binding.